Messenger RNA from Paramuricea clavata, 21192 nucleotides. The record is from the annotation of a GenBank genome assembly. Lineage: Eukaryota; Metazoa; Cnidaria; Anthozoa; Malacalcyonacea; Plexauridae.
UUUAUUUAUUGGGACGUGUGUUUCAAUGUCCCUAAAUAAACUAGUAUAGAAGACAAAAACCUUUCAUUUAUACAGUUUCCAUUGCUGUUAUAUACUUUUUGAGGAACUGGCAAGUCCAGUGGUCGAGACAAGUCUUUAUGACGGCCGUUGGUACUCAUGAAACAAGCAAAAAUCGGCAAGAAGACGCUAAAACGUCUAGUGUCUUUUCCUGGUUUAGUCUCCAAGUCAAGGCAAUGGAAGGACAAAGACUAUCGUGAAGCUUCGACAGUAAGUUGUAAUAUAUAUUUCCAGCUACCUUCCGUUAACUUAUUAGUCAAGCAUAUUUGUUUAUUACAGUAAUGUAUAAAGUUAUGUCUACAUUUGGCCAAAAUUUGAAAGGAUAUGAGUGAAUUUGUAAGGUUGUGUUUCUUAUCAGAGUCAUCACUUUGUGCUGUGUAUUACAUCUGUGUUUAUUUUAGUAAUUGUGUUUUAAGUAGGCUUGAAAAUGGCUUUGAUUUAAAUUUGUUUGAUGUGGUUGGAUGAAAUUUAUGAUGGGUUUUUUCAGUUUUGUAUUAUAAAAGAAGAGAUAAAAUUAAAUAUAAUGACAAUUGUUCUGUCACAAAUAAUUAUUUGGGAAGUAAAAAAUAUAGUAAAGGUGUUUGAAGAUCUUUAAUGCCCUGGGUAUUAAAGAAAAAUAUUUAUUGAAAUUAUUUAGGGAGUUGUUAUUUGUCCGGUCACCAAAACCAAUGAGCUUUGACUAUUUGUCUGUGAAUUAAUUUGAUUUGGUUCUUCGUUCUGUCAGCUUGCCAAAAUGACAUCAAAGUAAAUUUCAUUAAGUUUCAAGCAAAUCUUCGGUAGCCGAGUGGUUAAGGCACUCGCUCGCCUUGUACGCGCUAGCUCUGUGGAUCGACCUGGACACUAACCUAGCUUUGAAGUUUGAAGUACCGAACCAGGUGUUUACACACCAGACUGGAAAGUUUGUGCUGCACACCCGAGAUCUCGGUCGCGCAAUUUUUUUUCAAAAUGCGCGCCCAGACGCGCAAAUUUCGAAAAAUUAGCUGUCAGACGCGCAAUUUCAAAAAUGAGGCGCGCGCGAAGUUGAGAUUGCGCAAUUUUUCAAGCGCUUGCUUGCAUGAAUUUAAAAUAUAUUGCAAUUUUUCAAGCGCGCGCGAGAGAUAUAUCGCGAUAGACGUACGGGAACCGCAAUUUUUUGGCGCGCGAAUUGAAAAGAGUUUUGACUAUGUCUAUGAUCAGACCCAUCUGGAAUUGGCAUACUGAAAGUUCAUUUCCGACGAGGCACGAUUAACCAAUAAACAUCAGCCAUUCCAAAAUUUGAUCUAAUUGUAUUUCGGUGGUCGUUUGGUUUUGGAAUUUGGCUUUUCAAGGCGAACAUCAUACGACCAUUGAGGCGAAGACUGUGCUGUUGUUCCACUGCGAUCAUUCAUCAAGAGACUUUUGAAUCAUUCUGCCAGGUAAAUGUCGUGUUGUUGCAGGCUAAUAAUACGUUGAAGCGUGUUGUUCAGGAUAGAACGAUUCGAAUUUCGAAAUAUUGAUUGAAAUGCACUACAACUGAAUAACAGAAUAAGUAAUUAUUUAUAAAGCAAUUAUUUAUAAAUAUAAUCAUGACAGCAGUCAGCGUCUCUCUCAGUGUGGUGUGCCAUAUUGCCAAGUGCCAACUUCGGUAAAUAACUGAAUAUGUGAGGGGCCUGAGGGCCAAACAGAGUGAAUCAUUUACCAAGUCAAAUCCGAGUCUGAGUCAAUUCCGAGUCACGUAAAUAAUACUUAUACAAUGGGAUGGUUUGGUCAGAAAAAUUCUGCCUUAUUAUUCGAACCAUAUAUAUUUGAUAACAUCUGCCUCAUUCUGAACAGACAAACGGACUUUCUUACCCUGCAACUUAACUUUAGAUAGACAAAGUCUGUACGGCAAACCAUAACCAAGCCUAAGUUUAGCACAAUCAUAUGGCUAUACAUAGGUUCUAUAGGGUAUAUAACAUACCUUACCUAUUACACAAUACUUUACAGUAUUGGUCUGCCUCGCAGACACUGUGAACAUCUAGGAAAUCCAUUAACCUAAUGAUACCCACGUAUAGAGGUCUUAUACUUGCAUUUCUGGGACUGGUGUUAGAUAUCUUAGGUAGGACAUAGCGGUUUGCGUGACAGAGUGAGUUCGUUAUCACAUGCGUACUGCACUUCACGGGAUGGUCUCCUCGCAAGGCCAUGUGAGUAAUGUACAUCAUCAAAUUAUUCCUAUCAUUAAGGAAUAAUUUUAGAUGACAUGGACUGACAAAGAAAAUACACAAAACACUGCACACACUAUAACCAUGCUGUCCAUGCAUGUAACCUGCUAUACAAUAUUUCACAGUAAGGUCAAGUAUACUUUCCAGACCCUGUGAAGAUCUUAGAAACCAAUAACUAAAUAAGGCUUACAAGAAAGAAUCCCAAACGCCUGUAGAGGUCCGAUUACCUAUCUUUAAUAUAUAAUAUAACUGAAAUACCUUCCUAGCCACCACCUGGUUGCUGUUUAUACACAUUUAAUAACUGAAAUAUCUUCCUUGCUACCACCUGAUUGCGGUUGAAAGACAUUUAAUAACCAAAUGACCAUCCUUACCAUCACCUGGUUGCUGACCCAACAAAUCAUGUUUACAGCUUUUAUAUAGUCGUUUCAGGGUACUUGACAAAUCAGUUAAUAAUUUAAUAACAGUCUUUAUUCAAUCCUCAUUCAAGAACACACGUCUGAGUUUACAAUAGUUAAACAAACAUCGAUUAGGUGCCUGGCGCUGCCUGCCUUCCAUAUAUAUAUGACCUAUAUAUGAUCGCACAUUGGCAAUUUAAAAGAUAACAUAUAUUAGUAAUUUAGUAAGAUAAUGUAAAUGGACCAUGAGGUACUGGAAGUACAAAUUUGAGAUAAUUAGUGGAAUAGACAUAUAGAUGUAUAGUACAUGAAUAUGUUAUAGACAAGACUAGCAAUAUAUAGUACUGUUUGGAGUAUUUGCAAGCAUUAACAGGGCCCUUUUUAACUAUAUAACUUGGGAGCCAAAACCCCCCAGCCCCAAUGACUCCCCCACCACCAUUCAACCAUUUUGGUCCCCAGUCAAAGUCUCUUUUCUCCAAAAUAUCAGCAAAACAUUGGACGAAAAAUGGAAUUUGGAAAGGAUAUUUGAUAUUCUAGUAACUGAAAUUUGCUUUGUGAAUCUUAUGUCCUGUCUUUUAUCUUCAAACAAUUCAAUGUCUAUAAAAAUGCUAAACAUUGUGUCCUGAAUACAUUAGAUUUUAAGCUCGUGCCUCAUUGGAUAGCAUAUCCCAGACGACCAGACCCUAUAGAUUUGACUGAGUUAUUGGAAGGCUAGACUAAUUGGCGUAGCCUGCGUAGCAGGCGCUAUUUAGGGGGGAGGGCGAGGGUGGGAAAAGCUAGGGGGAAUGCGAAGGCGAGAGCGAGGAUAAUUGGCGAAGCAAGUUAGUGACCGAGUUGUAACUGAAGAUUCUAUAAGAAUAUAUCUAAAGUACCGUAUACAAUGUAACGCUGUGCAUCCAAAAAUCUGUUCUGAAAAUGCACCAAAUGCAGUCCUAGGGGUGGAAAAAUUCAAAAAUUUUCUGGGGGAGAAAUUCCCCCUACUAUUACAUACAAUAGUGUGGUCCCUUUUUGUAGAUUGCUUUCUCCCCACGGACAAAUUCUUAAAAAAGGCUCUGGCAAGCAACGAAUGUUGGUGAGCGUUUCGUAUGGUGGUGUACGUGAGUGUGAUGAUUUAAAUUUCCGUAAUUUCGUAAGCAAAUAAACUAACAUAGAACAUGAACUAAUGUAAUAAACAAUAGUGAGCUUAAGCAAGUGACGUUUUUGACAACACGAACGGCAUGAGUAACGUCAGAAGACUGGGUCAAGGGCUGUGAUUGGUGAAAAACGUCAACUUUACAUCCGGUCAACGUCCGUGUUGUCAAAAACGUCACUUGCUUAAGCUCACUAAUGUUACUUUGUCACGUUUGGUGAAAACUGAAAACUAUGAAUUAAAACCGCACGCGCUAAUUCAGAUACCAGACGCGCAGAUUCGAAAACUAGGCGCGCAAAAAUCCGGAAAAUUUUGAUCUCGGUCGCGCAAUUUGCAAACUUUCCAGUCUGGUUUACACCUAUGGUUUACACUAAAAAAUCAAAUUGAAAACUGUAUGGCAUCCUGGCAGAUGGGAUUUUAGCUUUGUCUCAAUUUGGCACCAACUUUCAGCUUUUGAAAGAAAAUUUGGUUUAUUUAUCUCUUCUCUCCUUUCUCAUUCAUUGCAUUUAUUUCUAUACUUACAAACUUGUAAAUAGCAAUCGUUUUAAUGUACUGAUGGUUUUUUCCCGUGUUUAAAUUAAAUAAAGUUUAUGUAUGUAUAUGUAUGUAUGUAUGUAUAAAUUGAAUUAUUUUAACUUCAGUUUUACUUCCGUGAAAAGGACUUGAGUUUAGGGUUCCGAGCAUUCAGUAUAUAUAAACAAACUGAGUCAGUGUCUGAUCAUACUUACUAAUAAAAUUAAAUAACCAUUUUAAGAUUAGAAAGCACAAAAUGGUCUGGAUAACUACAAGAUUUAAUUAAAUACUUAUUUUAAUUCUUGAACAUAGUAAACAAACAAGUAAAGGCCGAUUUUCAUCUCGACCGUAUCGCAGCAUUUGCUUUUGAGUUUUGUGUCAAAUUCAUUAGUUCCACUCUAGUUCUGAGGAAAAAAAGAAAUAUGCUAGGCUUCAGUACGAUGCGACUGAAGUGCAUGGAAAACGUGUUGAAAAAAGAAAUGAAUUUAGUUACAGGGAACUUAACUUCGAAGGUCAUUAAUAUUUAUGAAAUAAAAAACCCUUCGACUUCGCCUUCCAUGUCGUCCAUAUUAAUAUACUUUCAAAGCCUAAUUCAAAGCAAGGCUAGCGACUCGCAGCUCACUCUAGUGUGAAAUAAAGCUAUGUUCUCACACACCGCUGGGAGCUGCUUGCAGCAUCAGCCGCAAGCUUGACAUUUAUUAAACUACCAUACAUUACAAUUGCUCGCUACAUAGUUACUAUAACAAGUACAUAUACCCAAUCUAAAGCCGUAAAAGGGCUGGGUGGGUGGGAUACUGUCAAGCUACGUUGAGCAACAACAAAAAUAUGCUCAACUAACCUGCACCACCCUGUAACACCCUGAUUUCAUCAGGCCCCCAGCAGUGUGUGAGAAAAUAUUUUCCGCUUCUUUCGUGCCUCAGCCAGCGGAAAAUAACACUUUACACACUGUGAUUUUGCAUUUUGUCACCAGGUUACAUUUAAAGCAUAUUUGUCACAUAUUAAUUUGAAAUCAAGUGUGACAAAUCAUAUUGUAUAAAUGCACCUUAAUUAAGUCAGACUACAAAUUUUGUCAGCACUGCAUUUAAGAGUUUUUGAGGCAAAAAAGUGAACUUGGGGUAACAAUUUUGAAAUUAAUUUCCUCCAAAAACCUAAUGUAUUGUUUUCAGUGUUAUAUAACAUUCAGAAAUCCAACUACAUUCCUGCUCCUAUUGUUGUUAAAAUGUGAAACUACAGUAUUUUUAGCUUUAUCAAUAUAAUUUCUUGCGACCAAUCAGACGUCGCCAUUCCCAUGAUGUGGAUUUCACAACUUUAAGAAUGUGGUCACAUUCCUGAAUGUUUUGAUGUGAUCCAUGGUUUUGGUAAUAUUUGCUCACAUACAUUUGUUCCUCUGACUGCCUCACCAAACAGGUGAUAAUAUUGUGGCAAGCUAAAUUUGCCCUCCCCCAAUACAGUAUUCCACUAACGUAGUGUCACUAAACUGGGAGUGUUGAUAUUUUCUCACACAUUGUGGUGUCAAAUCAACUUACAAUCAACUUUCCCAACCCUGUGCAAUUCUGCAAAAUUCAAAGCCACUAUAAUGAGCGCUCUAUCAAUGGUUUUAUUUUGAGACAAGUUCAACAUGCCUAAAUCUUUUGAACUUUUAUUUAUAUUUCAACAGUAUGAUUGAGUGAAUUGACGAGAUCUUGCCAUUGGAUGAUUACUAGUAUCCGAAAAAUUCAUUGUCUUCACCAUGCACAAGUUUGCAUAAACGUGAACAAAAAGAUAGAACAAAAGACUUUAGCCAAGUUCAGACCAUAUCUUGAACAACUUUGACAAUAUGUAAUGUACAAAAAUAUCAAUAUAAACAAUUUGUUCACAAAAUCGUCUUGAUGUCUAAUGAUUAGCUAUGUGUCUAUUUUGCUAUUACAAUGAUAACUGUGUUCUCUACUUAUUAAAAAUUCCAUUGAUAACACCAUGCCAAAACUUGUUGUUCAAAACUAUUUUGACCGAUAGUGAAUAUGCUAUUACUAGUUUUAACAUUUUUUAUUAUUUCAGGGCCAAGGUUAUGGAAAGCCAAGUGUUUACCAUGCAACCAUUAUUAUAUUUUUGGAAUACUUUGCAUGGGGCUUACUUACAGGACCCAUGCUUAAUGUAAGUUUAUUUUUACUCAAAUAUAUAUGUGUUAUGUAUGCACUAAUUAAGCGAUAUGCACUUGCAAUUUUUGCUUCUACAGCUUUUUUCCUCAUGCACCACACUAUGGGUAUCCUGUGGUGUAACACACAAGUAUUCAUGUGGUGUAACAUACAAGUAGGGAUGUUGUAACAUACUGUACUGUACUGUACUGUACUGUACUGUACUGUGCUGUACAAGUAUUCCUGUGGGUGUAAAAUACAAGUAUUCCUGUAGGUGUAACAUACAAGUAUUUCUAUGGGUGUAACAUACAAGUAUUCCUGUGGGUAUAACAUACAAUACAAGUAUUUCUGUGGGUGUAACAUACAAGUAUUCCUGUGGGUGUAACAUACAAGUAUUCCUGUGGGUAUAACAUACAGUACAAGUAUUUCUGUGGGUGUAACAUACAAGUAUUCCUAUGGGUGUAACAUACAAGUAUUCCUGUGGGUAUAACAUACGUAUUCCUGUGGGUGUAACAUACAAGUAUUCCUGUGGGUGUAACAUACAAGUAUUCCUAUGGGUGUAACAUACAAGUAUUCCUGUGGGUGUAACAUACAAGUAUUCCUGUGGGUGUAACAUACAAGUAUUCCUGUGGGUGUAACAUACAAGUAUUCCUGUGGGUGUAACAUACAAGUAUUCCUGUGGGUGUAACAUACAAGUAUUCCUGUGGGUAUAACAUACAGUACAAGUAUUCCUGUGGGUGUAACAUACAAGUAUUCUUGUGGGUGUAACAUACAAGAUUUACAUGGGUUUAACAUCGUACACACUCGUACCCAAUGCAACUAGCGGCGGCAUACUGGCGUAUAAACGGUCUGUGCCAGCGUAGGUAGUGACAAUAACACCAGAAAGCUGCGGAUUGAGUGGGAUUCAACUGCCUGAAAUAUGCAAGUAAAACGUCGACGUUUCGAGCGAAGGCAUUUUGUCAGGAAGUUAGUAGUGGCGUACUAGCGUUCAAACGAACGACGUGAUUGGAGGGCGUAGCUCAGUUGGAGAAGGUUCACGCUGCUUAGUUAGUUUACUUGGCAAGACGGCUCACGACGAACUCUACUCUGCGCAGCUGUCUUCUGGUUUGAAGAGACUUCCAGCCAUCCCAACCUGGCUUAACUAAUAUCAAUGAUGCCGAGAAUUAACCUCUCCAACAUCAUCCUCCAGCGCAACUUGAGAAGAGGAUUCGAGGCACGAACCCACUCCAAAGGGGUUUAUCGGGAUAUUGCGAUACGCCGCCUUGACGUAGUCGAACGUGGCCAUCAAAGCCCCGGGGCCCAUGUGUACCAAAGAUCGGAUAGCAUCAUCGACGGUCACGCAGGGGCGCCGGAAACAACAUGAAGCGACGGGGGCAGCCAUUUAAAAAGGGCACUUACUUCUGAGCAGCAAUGUUCGUUAAAAUUUUGCUGUACGGAUACUCGAUACACUAAAAUGCAAUGUACUGUACAACAUGACAGUAAAACAACAUAACAGACUAACAGUAGUCAAUUAUUUAGAUUGGAAGGCUUUCUUUUUGAUGUUUUUUUCAUAGGUGGCAACAUUGGUACCAUUUCUCAGAGGAAUUUCAGAUUCAAAUUUGAGCUAAAUUGCUUGAAAACAGUUCUCAAUUUCAAUUCAUAUGAAUAGCGCACGACUUUCGAAGUGCAGUUCUUGCAAAAAGGCAACCUGCUUCCCCAAAACUGUUUGGGCAACGGAGGCAGCUUCCCCCGUGGUUCCGGCGCUCCUGCGGUCACGUAUUUCAAGGAAUAAAGGUCCUUUUGGAAUACCGUCAUUAACGCUGUGGUCAAGAGGCGUGGAAAUAUCCAAUAAGGCGCCACUUGCCCGGCUGAUGAUUCUUCAGAAUUACACCAAAGGGGCUGAUGUGAACAUUCGGUACUGUUAGGGACGCGAACGGGCUCGCCAACCGCCCAGCAGCUAACUCCGUGGUGAGAUAAUAAUCUGUAACGAGAACGCAAGGACACACCCAACCAUUCUCCCAACGAACUCGGAAGCCUGACCGAAUACCGUUCACAACAUAGUUCUUUUUGUGCGGUGGAAACCGGCUAAUUCACGGAUGAAUUCCUCGAAGACCAACGGUGUCACGUUGCCGUUGGCAACUGGAGUACUGUAUUUAGGCCAACCAAGGGGACUAGUAGAGUGCUAUAACAAAAAAAGCACAAUGUAACCGGAAGAGGGGGUCUAGAUAAGCAAACGGCUAAUGGAUUAAUGACACGCGGCAAAUAAUACACAAACAUUGUAAUUACGCAAUGUCGGAGACUGCCCGUUUAUGCAUGAAUUAUUAUAGUAUGUUAUUAUGUUUAAUUUAGUUAUGUACAGUAUUCCUACUUUAGCUUUGAUCAAACUUUUAUAUUGAAUAUAUUACCGUACCUCACAUACGUACUGUAGGUCGGUCAAGGUCGUACCAAGGGGUACCAGUUGUACCAACUUGCACGAAGUUUGUGCCAAUCUGUACCAUUACAAAUUGGCCUGUGCAUGAAAAAUAUAUUUUAUUAGUUAUUAAGACGAGUUUUCUCGAGAGCGUGGCUUUGUGAAACUGUGAGUACAGAGAACCUCUGUGAACCGUGAAUUUUGAUGAAUCUGUUUAUUUCAUUUUAUACAAACUAUGUAUCGCGAUUUGUGAAUUGUUAUUAAUUUGUGAUUUUUAAUUUGUGAUUUUUAAUUUGUGAAUUUUUGGGCGAAACUAGGCAAUCCCCAACAGCACAAAUAAAAUGUAGCAGACACACAAGUUAAACCACCCAAUGCAGCUACUGUACGCAAGCAGAACAUGACAUCAAUACAUUAGCACCAACACUAUAGUCGUUAAUCAAAGGAUUCAAAGCCUGACCGCAAGAACUACAAUACAUAGCCUGGCCCUCUCCCUUGCUGGCAAUACCGCUGCACACGUUCAUACCGAGCAAGUAAGCCAUGUUAUACACAAGUUUUUAUUCAAGAUUAACAAGGUUCUGCUAGCCACUGCCUCCCAGCAUCCUAUUGGCCAGUAAGAAUGAAUAACUAAGUAAUAUAUAUGUAAAUGAACACUCAGCACUACUCGUGCUUGAUGUUAAUUAUUUAUUGCAUAAACACGUGUAACUCUGAGUGUGCAUCCACACCGGGCAAGCUGAAAAGUUUGCUUGGCCACGGUGGGAAUCGAACCCGCGACCUUUGGGAUACUAAUCCAAUGCUCUGCCAACUGAGCUACGCGGUCAAGUCGGUGUGGAUGCAACAUCACAAACAUCAUAUUCACCUGAGUAAAUAACACCAACACACACAAAUUUCAUAUCUUAGAUUGCACUGAUAUCGAAGGAACUAGACUCAGUUCCGAAAUAUCAUCAACUCGAACCGACUUGACCGCGUAGCUCAGUUGGCAGAGCAUUGGACUAGUAUCCCAAAGGUCGCGGGUUCGAUUCCCACCAUGGCCAAGCAAACUUCUCAGCUUGCCCGGUGUGGAUGCACACUCAGAGUAACAUCACAAACAUAUUCACCUGAGUACAUAACACCAACACACACAAAUUACACGUGUAACAUUGUACAAGUAUUAUAACUGUGGGUGUAACAUACUGUACAAGUAUAUUUAGGUCAGUCAGUAAGUCAAGGAUAUACAUUUUAUUGAAUUCGGAUGAUAUUUAAUGGCAAUGAUUAGUUUAAUAGAACCAUAUAGUGGCAUCAAAAGUUAGAAGUGGUUCUUUUAUGCAGGUCUUUAAUGUACACUGUGUUUAUUUCAGGUGUUGGGAGAAACCUUUCCCAAACAUACGUUUUUAAUGAAUGGAUUGAUUCAAGGAGUUAAGGUACAACUUAAAAUUAUACUAAAUUUGUUUUAAUGAACUUACUGUACAGUAGAUACGGACAUGUUACUGUUGAUAUAUUAAACCAAAGUUUAUUAUUGAGCAAAUAAUAGGAAAAUCAAUACUGCAAUAAUAGAUACAUACAAUAAUGUGAAACUGCUUCUGCAACUCUGCUUGCAGUGUAGACAAAGUUAUACUUGUUGCUUUUGUUGUUUUUAUUGUCAGUAUUAUUGUUUUUAUUAUGAAUGUUGUUGUUAAUCAUUUUCCUGUACUGCAUGUAUUUUGCAAAAUAUUUCGGACUAUAGACUACAAAUUAAAAACACAGAAUUGGUUGUAAAAUAAUAAUUUUAUAUUUAAUAUAUAUGGGUUAUUCCUAUAUACAGACAUACAGUAGCUGAAUAAAAAUGUAUUGGCCACCAUUAAAUACAAUAAUAUGCAUUUUGUAGGGAUUUUUGUCAUUUUUAAGUGCUCCACUCAUUGGUGCUUUAUCUGAUGUUUGGGGAAGAAAAUCGUUUGUAUUGCUGACUGUUGGAUUUACUUGUGUGCCAAUUCCAUUGUUAAGAUUUAAUCCUUGGUAAGUAAAUUAGUCUGUACAAAUUUUGUAUUACGAGUACAGUAACUUAAUGUGCAGGUUUUUGUUGUAAACAGGCUAGUAGAGGUACAGUAAUUCUAUUUACAUAUUACAGAUACGUACAACUAUAGUACACAGUUCUAGCAGGUAUUCAGGGUAUUUUAAAUUAAUUACCCACUGAGUGCCUGGCCACCACUGUAUAAUAGAGAGUUUUAGCUUGACGUUUACGGCAAACGUCAAACCGCUAACGAAGUUUUUGAUUUUACAACUCUAUUAUAUUUUGAAAUAUAAACAAUUAAUUUUGAAAUAUAAACAAUUAUUUAACUUGUGCUCUUUAGCAAUGAUUUAAAAGAAAGCAAAUUAACCACUAGUCACGUAUUCCCGAAAGCAGUAAAUUAAGAUUUGGCGUUUGAAGUUUACGUUUGGCGUAUAAAUUUCAUGCUUUAACGACUAUACAAGCCCUCAUAGCAGUUCAAGCAUGCAAUUUAUACGCCAAACGUAAAUUUCAAACGCCAAAUCUUAAUUUACUGCUUUCGUGAAUACGUGACUAGUGGUGAAUUUGCUUUCUUUUAAAUCAUUGGUAAAGAGCACAAGUUUAAUGAUUGUUUAUAUUUCAAAAUUGGUGCAAAAGCUGUUAUAAUAGAGUUGCAAAAUCAAAAACUUCGUUAGCGGUUUGACGUUUGCCGUAAACGUCAAGCUAAAACUCUCUAAUAUCCAGUGUUCACUCGCUAGUACUUUUGUAUAGCUAUAAAGUUAUACAAAAUGUAAUACAUGCAGAGGCUGUUAGUGAAAGCGUCUCAAAAGUGGGCGGACUGCCAAAAAGGGCACCUAUAGUGGUAUACACUAUCCAGUGUCUUCUGGGAGGUUGUUCUAAAAAUUGCAUGUAAAAUAUGUGGGAUUUGUUCUUCGAACACAAUGUGAACAUCGUUUUAACCCACUUUUGGCCUAGGCUAGUGUUCUCAAACUCUAUUUAUACAUACAUGUACGUACAGUAGUGUCGACGCUGUAUGACAUCACAGUAUGUUCUUUUUCUAAGGUGGUUUUUUGGUGUGCUAUCAAUAUCUGGAGUGUUUGCAGUUACUUUUUCUGUAGUAUUUGCUUAUGUUGCUGAUUGCACGGAUGAAAAUGAGCGAAGUACAGCAUAUGGCUUGGUAAAUAUGUUUGCAUGUUCUCCUACGUUAUAGUACUAUACACAUUCUUUCAUUCCUGCCUGAAAGCACAGAAUACUACACAGAAGUCCAUCUCCAUUGCUUUUUGCGUAAGCUCUAUUCGUCAUGAUUCGUCACUCAGCAAGUGCCGUAAACAGAAGCAGUCCCCCCUGGAAAUACUAAAAAUGGCGCACGUCCAGGGGGGUGACUGCUUCUGUUUACAGUACUUGCUGAGUGACGAAUCAUGACGAAUAGAGCUUACGCAAAAAGCAAUGGAGAUGGACUUCUGUGUAGUAUUCUGUGCUGAAAGCAUCAGACCCGUACGCCUGUGCACAAUGGACUUGUAUUGAGUUUAUGCAAUCACAAGUUUAUGCAAUCAUGUGCUGUAUUUUACAUUUCCCAUUUUCUCUUACAGGUAUCAGCUACGUUUGCAGCCAGUCUAAUUACCAGCCCUGCACUUGGUUCCUAUCUUCAGGGAGCCUACAAUGAUAAUGUAGUAAUUGCCUUGGCAACAGCGGUAGCAAUAUUAGAUAUUUUGUUUAUAUUAUUGGUUGUCCCAGAGUCUUUACCAGAACGCGUGAGGCCUGUAUCAUGGGGUGCGCCUGUGUCUUGGGAACUAGCUGACCCUUUUAAUGUAAGUAGUACAUGUAUGUUUCAAUGAAAUGCAUGUGCUAAUUGUGCUUGAUUUACCUAAUGUAUUUUAUUUAUCAUAAAUUCAUCAACCGGCAAUGCACCCCUUAAGGGGCUUCAGUGGCGCAGUCUGUCAGAGCAAGGGCCUUUCACCUCUGAGUUCGUGGGUUCGAUUCUCGCUAUACGGACUCGUGUGGAAAGAGUCUGUCAACGCUGUGCCGAAAGUCGUGAGUUUUCUCUUCCUCCCACGGGGGAAGUUGACAGGGUGGGGUAGGAUAAACAUACUUAGUUAGGAAAGUAACAUCAUAAUUGUUGUAAAGAUAAAUAGUAGACACAGCUAAAAACGACCAGGUUGUUGCAAUAUUGAUGAAAACAGGAUUGAACAAUGCUUUGCUGCCCACAUUGUUCACAGUUGUCAACAAUGUUGAACAAUAUUGUUACACCCGAUUCAGGCUCAACAGUAUUGCUCAAUAUUGUUGACAAGUGUGAACAAUGUGGGCAGCAAAACAUUGUUCAAUCCUGUUAAACAGCGGGCUCAGCGUGUAGGCUAAGUAAGUAACAUAAGCGUAAUACUUGAUGUAAUCGGUCACUGAAAAGCCCCAAUGGGGAGUGAGCUGAAUAAUACCGUAGCCAUAAUGUACCGUAAAAGGCUCUUGUAAACUAACAGUUGAUCAAUUUUACGCUUUAAUCAAUUUUGCACGAUUUUACACCUUAAAUUGUCGGUUACUCAAUAGUUUAUAAUGAAUGGCAUUGGACAAAAAUAUGCAGCGGAAUCGCAGGGCCGUACGAUAGACUCUGGCAGGAAUCGAACCUAGCAUUUUCGCAGCUGCUCUUGGUUACGUGUAAAAAUGGAUAUAUAAUCUUUCCGCUCGAAAUUUCCAUCUACAAAAACCCUUCAACUGUUGGCAGGGCCUAUCAGAGAAAUCCGGGGGUCCGGGGCAAAAUUUGUUUUCGGGGGCCCUAUUUUUUCCAAAAAAAUGUUGGCGAGGAGGGGGGGGGGGUUAAAAAAUUUUCCGGACAUUAAAAAAAAGGGUCAAAAAAUUUUUUCCGGAGUCCCCCUUACACUGAGGGCCCGGGGCAAAUUGUCCCCUCUGCCCCCCCCUGACUGUUGGGUAAAAUACUUGUAAAUAAUUCGUUCAUUGUUGUUAUUUUCUGUUGUAGUCCUUGAGAAAAGUAGGAAAUGAUCCAACUGUUCUGCUGCUGUCUAUAGCUGUAUUUUUAUCAUAUUUACCGGAAGCUGGACAGUAUUCCUGCAUGUUUCUCUAUCUACAGAAAGUAAGUGCAAUCUGAUGUUCGCCUUAAUGGAUUAGUGCAUGAUUCUUGCAAAUGUGCCCGUUGGAGAAAAAACCCCAUACAUACAACUAUACAAGAGAUAAAAUACUCUCACUAGCAAUCAUUUCGCCAAUGUUCUGCACUUUCGCUCUAGAAAUUGUGCAUUACAUAUCUCAUAUUAGGCUAUUUAGCGAUCCGAUCCGUUAGAAAAACUGGAUUUAACUGGGAAGUGGUAUUAAGACUGUUUACGACCUUCAUGUCAUCUUGGCUUCACUUUUUUCAAAGGCCGAAUUACUGAAGUUCUUGCUCCAGUUUUGCUGAAGUUCUUGGAAAAAACAUGCACGAGUAAGUUUUUCAAAGACGAUCAAAAUUGCACGAGUCCGAAGGACGAGUGUAAUUUGAAGUCUUUGAAAAACGCACGAGUGUAUGUUUUUUCAAAUUGCACGAGAAACCAUACUACAGUAUUACUUAUUAAUAAUAUACAUGAAAAAGUUAUGCAGUCACGUGCGUAAGUCACAUUUAGAGAUUAAGAAAAUUAACAAAUUUGAAAGUUAAGAAAUUUGCACUCUACCCCAUUUUUUUGCAUUGUAUUUCGAAAAAUUGCACUGCUCUUAGCCCAAUUGAGAAAUUUUUUCAUGUAUAUUAUUAAUAUAUAUAUUUCAAAAACGCAUUAAUAAUUCAUGAAGCAAUUAUCCAAUCUUGAGUAAGAAAUUAGUCACGUGCAUACGUCUUUAUACCAGCUAAAGAACACUUUAACAAAUGACCAUUGUUAUGCAAACUAUAUAAAGAUUUUUAUAUAAAGAUUUUUAUAUAAAGAUUUGACUUAUUAUGCAAACGUUUUUGAAGCCAUUUAAAAAACUCGCAGGUUUAAAAAACUGUCUUUUAAACAUAAUAAAACACUCCUGCUCGUUUUUUAAAUAGACAAUAGUACAUAAAGAGAGAGAGCUCACUGAUGUUACGUCACAAGUGGGGUCACGCAAUUUUUUAUCUUUACAGCCAGUCAUCAAUAUGAGCCCAUAACUCGUUCUUGGUUGCCAUUUCAAGGCCUUGAGUUUUUUUUUAUUCAAGUUUUGUAGGAACCCUGUGUAUUGAGUGUUUUAAAUUGCUUGUAUUCUUAGGUCAUGUGUUUUGACUCUGAAGAUGUAGCAACCUUUAUUGCAGUUGCUGGGAUUUUAUCCGUUUUUGCCCAGGUAAUGUAGUUUAUGAUUAACGUUUUGUUGCCCACAUAAACCGGCUAAACACUAUUAUUGUCUGCUAGCCUUUCUACAAUGCACUAAUUGUUAUUGUAGUAUUGUUCAUUAUAUUAAUUCUUUCUCAGUAUGACAAAUGUAAUUUUGUAUCUCAUGUUUUCCUUUGUUCUACGUUUUUAGACGGGCGUUUUAGCAUUAUUAAAGAAAAACAUAGGAUUGAAACAUUGCAUUCUCGUAGGACUUGUAUUUCAGGCACUUCAACUAGCUUGGUAUGGUUUAGGAAGUCGACCUUGGUACGUAAUGUGUUCUUAUUUGAUAUAGUUUAAGUUUGGUAUUCGUGUAGUUGAACUGGGACUACCAUGAAAUGACUUCGUGGAUUAUAUAAUAUUGACCACCUUGCAUAUUCAGUGCUCAGUUUGAAAAGAGUGCUUCCAGUUUGGUUCUACGAAGCACAUAAGGUUUCCACUACUUCCUCUAUUCUGUACACUCUACAUUUUACACUUUAUUCAUUUGCAGGAUGAUGUGGGCUGCAGGUUCACUCGCUUCCAUGGCCAGUUUAACGUAUCCUGCAAUAAGCGCCUUGGUAUCCUGUAACUCGGAUUCGGAUCAACAAGGUACUGUAAUCUGUUGUAAUGGAUGUUUAAAGGCGAUGUUGCACAUCUGACUGAGACAAUUUGCAGUUAGGUUAACACGUGGUACCUCGGUAACUCCACAUGAAAACUCGAAAGCAUGCUAUUACCUAUAUACAAAUAAAUUGUUUAUGAUAAAUAUAUUUGUCAAAUUUUGAAGGACUUUAAUAAGAAGACUGACAUUUUGUGCUCGCGUUGGUCCUUUUAGUAAUUAGCGGAUUUCUAUUGUUUAACUUGCUCUGUCCAGUCCUGUUAUGAGAUAAGUGGUUUAAACAAGCUACUGUAUGUAUGCUAUAGGCGAUUCCAGCUUUUAGUUUGUGCGUGCAGGGGGGGGGAUGGGAAGUAAGGUAUCAUAUUGCCGAUUAUGCUGAAAAAAUAAAAAAUUAAAAAUGGUGGCCGUGUAAACAUGGAGUGAUAGCUUUUGAAAUAUUUCGAUUGUUUCGGCAGUUUUUAUUGAAAUUUUCAGCAUAAUCAGCAACAUACCUUACUUCCUGUCACCCCCUGCGCGCAUAAAUUAAAAGCUGGAAUUGCCUGGGAGCAUGAGCGGUUGUGUUGUAUAAGAUAUACAAUGCUGAUGUAAUUUUCAAUAAUUUAAAAGCAUGUAUAUGAUAUUUGGUGACAAAAAUGAACUUGCAGUUUAUAUAAAUCAGCAGGAUUUUGUAUACAAGCUCUUCCUUUGUGAUGUCUUUAUGAAGUAAAUGAGAAUUACAAAUAGUCGUAUUUUAUCUACUGUAGGUGCUGUGCAAGGUAUUAUUACAGGCAUACGAGGUUUAUGUAAUGGGUUAGGACCUGCGUUAUUUGGCCUAAUGUUUUUUAUAUUCCACGUGGAUCUUGAUUCACCGAAACCUGGGUCGUCAGUUAAAACGAACUCGACAUCGACAAAGAUAUCUACUGGCGACCCAUCGUUAAGAGUAAGUACUAACUAUAUAUUAAUUGAGACAAAUAUUAUAAGUGUGUUUAUUCGUAAGGACAUAACAGUGAACUCUAAGGGAACUGGAACGAUAACUUGGCCGCCAUCUUUGAAGCCACUCAUGACGGCCGCCAUGUACGUAUGGAGUGGAAAAUACGACACCAAAAAGAUGUCUGUUUUCGACCACUAAAUAGCUGUAUUUCAACAAGGAAAAAAGCUAAAAACUUUCAACAAUACCUGAAAUUUAAUACAAAACCUGUUUCCAGAACGUAGAGCAGUUAUAAAGUCCUUUUUUCAGGAGUCAAAGUGCGAAGUUUUUUUCGGCACGUUCAAACUUGUGUAAUAUUUUGAAUAUCAAGCUGUUACCCAGGAAGGUUUUGCUGUUAGUGGAUGUAAAAUACUUAGAACUAUACAGGAAACCAGGUUUGAAUCUUUUAAGUUGAAGCCUGUUGAUAAAAACAGUGCUUUUUCUUGCUGAUUUUCGCUCAAAAACAAACUUUUGACUGAAUUUCCCGCUCCUCGAAACUCUCCCCAGUCCUUUUAAAAGUUAAUUUAUUGCUCGCUGAGCUCGCGAGAAGCGCCAUCUUGGCUUCAGGCAAGUAUGGGCAUGUUUACCUGCAGUUAGCGUUCCAGUGUUAUUACAGUUCACUGGGACAUAAAAGGCAGACAGCGAAGUUUUCGCGGUUUAAGUUAAGCACUGGGCGUGCACCUUUGAAAGUGACGUCACAACACAUGUAGACUAGCCCAAAACUGGAAAGGACUUUGGGAAAGUCUACACAUCAUAAUUGUUUGACAUCCACCAUUUUGAGUGGCGAAUAUUCGGACAGUGAUUUCCUCAGCUGGCCAUAAGUACCCACUAUUAUUUUUGCCACACAUAGGCCCAAUCAUGGCCAGUUCGUGUCUUUGGCUAUGUCGUGUUUCUUCCGUAUACACACCAUCGACGAAAUCCCAAAUUUUCUGCCUGAACUUGUCAUUGUGGUUUAAAGAUUUAAUAGAGAAUAAUACAUGGGUGCGCGUAAAUACCAGAUUUAUUUCGAGUGUUGAACAUGAUAUCUCACGAGUGAGAUAUCAUGUUCAACACGAGAAAUAAAUCUGGUAUUUCCAAGCACCCAUGUAUUUUUCUUUUAUUAUAUAAAGGACAGUCUUUGAAGCGAUAAUUUUUACAGAAAAGCGAUAAUUUUCACAUGUGAGAUUAUCAUGAAUAAUCUCACAUGUGAGAUUAUCACUUUUAUCAGUGCUCGAAAUCUGUAUAAAGCACUAUACUUUAUAUAAUAAUUAAUACAUGCUCAUGUGUGUGUUUUGCUUCUUUUUAGGGAAUUGGAUCUGGUGCUCCAUUUCUUUUUGGAGCAGGCUUGGUGAUUUUAGCUUUAUUGCUAACAUUAUUUCUACCAGAGAAAAAGAAAGUAUUGGCAGUGAAUCUAGCUACAUCUCCCAAGAAAUCAAACCGUGCCAGUAUUUCUGAUAAUGGUGAUAAAACUGCCGAUAGUGAAAUAACUGAGAAUAUGCCAAUGUUGUACAAUACGGAUUCGUGAUGGUCACAACGCAACUGCUCGGCCGAUUUUCAGGUGGGAUUUUCAGGAGCCCUGCAAAGGGCUUAGCGCAGUCUGGUCGUUUACAUGUCAUUAAGGGAUAAAUGGGAUCAAUUUGGUUGAUUACAAAAGUUGGAAUAUACUGUAUGAUGUUACGAUCAUGUAUUACAUGAUCAUCUACUGGUGCAAGUGAUCUCCUGAAAUGACCAGUUUGAAUGAUUUCUAACGAUGCGGGCAGAACGGUCUGGUAAAACGGAUAUAAAGUGAUAUGGUCAAUUUACUUCACUAUAAUGCACCUUCCCAGACAAGAGGAACGUAUCAGGCUCUAUACAAAGGGAAUGAAUCAGACAAGUAGAGUCCACUUUUGGCGUAAGAGAUUUUACUGGUGGGAUGUAGGGAGAGAGUACUCCUUCCCUACAGUUUAAAGGAUUAGUGUCACACCAUGAUAUCGCGGGCUUUUGUUGUUUUUGUCUUGCCCAAAUAACCAAUAAAUAACGAUAAAAAUUACUUGCUUGGUACGUUUCCAGUACGAAUCAGAUAAAAGAAGGAAGGAUUCUCAAAAGAUGGUUUAAAUAUACGACAGAUUAGAAAUUUUUUCCAGAUCUGUUGAUCUACUCGAGUACUCGGCCCAAAAAGUGGCCGCCGGCAGGAAUUUGAGCCGGCAAUACCACGGUAUGAUACUAAUCCUUUAACUCAAUUGUAUAGACCUUUCUUAUGACGUCAACUGCGGAAAACCAAUUUAUGCGAUGCCCCACAGGACAAUACAAGUUGUUGGAGAACCAAUAAAUUUCAUAAAAGCAUCAUUUGCAUGACGAAUUGUUACUAAAAAUUGUCCCUUGGGACAUCGAUUAAGAGUUUUUUCCGCAUUUUACGUCAUAAGAAAGGUGUAUUGCAUAUAGAGGAUAUUAGAUGGUGGAGGAAAGAUGUGGAUUUUAUUAGCAAUAUCUCACAAGUGAGUGAAAACACGAAAACAUAAAAUCCGUAUCUUCAAGGCAGCAUGUACUCUUCUGUUUAUUAUAUGGACACGGGCUAAGUGUGUAAGAUAUUUCCAGAACGGUCUAACAUGGCAACCGCUGGAGCUAAACUAUCACUCAUAAUUAACAGUUAUUCUACGAACUCGAGUCGAAUAUGAGCUGAUAGCCGAUGAGGCGCGUAGCGCCGAAUCGGCUAUCGCUCAUAUUCGACGAGAGUGAGUGGAAUAACUGUUUUAUUACAUACACAAGGUCUGAAUUCACAGACUUUGCUUUUCGAAUAUUUUCAAUAUUUUUCUAUUUUGUUUAUGUUUUUAUCUUCGCUCUUUCGGCCGAUUAGUGUUUCAAAAAUAUAUAUAUUUUUAAGUAUUUUAAAUUUUAAAAAUUAAUUUGCUAACGUGUAAACAAUUUGUGGGAGUUUUUUCAUUGUGUUUUUAAUCCUGUAAAAGCUAUAAAAAGCGAACAACUUGCCGUUUUCUCGUUCGCAAAACAUGGGAAAUUCAGUUUGAGCCGCCAUUUUGUUUUUCUCCACUAGCAGGAUAUGAGCUAAGGGACGGGUCAUUUAUGGUGGGGGGUGGCACCGAAGAGAAAUGUUUUUCGUGCCAAAAAUUUUGCUGACCCAACAAUUAAAAUAUCAAAAAUUUGAUUACCCAACCUCAAAUAUCAUUUAAAAAAUAAAUACCCACCCCUGGCCAAAAACGAAAAGGAUGUCAUUCAGCUGUCACAUUUGUCCUUUACCACUUCUGUAAUACGAGUUUGAUAACGUUCGGCUUGUGAAAUUUACUGACUUUUCUGCAGUCUAAAGCUUCAUGUUGUCUGCACAUUUACUUUCUUUGGAGACACCAUUUGUCUCCCAACAAAUCGGAAAAUCAUCAAGAUAGUGACUCUGAUUGAUUGACAUAUUGUAUUGACAUAUGACUGUUGACAUUGCAGUUUUCAGUCUUCGAUAUUUGAGUGAGUCAUGCUUUGGAAAUGACAAUAAAUUUUUAUUACCCAACCUUUGAGUUGUUUCGUUUUUCAUUUACCCAACCUUUUACUCACUCAAAAUUUUGUUUACCCAACCCUUUUCUCUUCGGUGCCACCCCCCGCCAUAAAUAAUGACCGGUCCCUAAUAUCCUGCUAGUAGAGAACCAAUCAGAUUGCAGAAUACCUCAUAUCCAGACCUUGUGUAUAUAAUAAUAUUGGAUAACCUUAAUCUUAUCGGAAUGGAAUCUUUCAUUUCCAUAAAUAUGAUCCGUUCCUUUGACUUUCUUUUAUUUUAGCUCUCUUAAUUUCUAAAACUUUCUUACUACUGCCGCCAUUUUAUGCUGGUACUGCUCAAGACUCCAAGCUCAUUUAAAUUCACAUGAACGAGGCUUGGAGCAAGCAGUUAUAAAAUACGCUCAUCCAUGACCAUAUAAUAAUUACCUGGGAUUUUAAUGACAUUCUUGUGUGACACUUCGUACUGUUGUUAAUACAUACAUAUACAUAUGCGGGAAUGUCGUUACGAAUUCAAAUUAAUGGUUAAAUAGGAAUUAUAAAAUUAUUUCAAAUUAUAGAUUGUAAUUAAUAUCUUUGGUAUGGGUUUUAAUUUGAAUGAAAGAACAAAUAACCAUGAGUUGAUGUGAUAACUUUUGCGGAUGCACGAGGCUAGCCACUGAGGAAGGUUUGAGACAUAAACCAACAUGGUUGUUUAUCGCCGAUUAGUAUGGUCAAGCUGGUCAGAUAGAUCAAAUUGUUAAAUGGAAUACUUUGGCGUUAGAGUUUGGUGUUUCCGUCUGACGGCCUUCCCGGAAAUUUUUUAUCAAAUCACAUUUUGGCCAGAUUUCCGAAAAACGUAGUCCAUAUAUCUUUCCAUCAAGUGAAAUAAAAAAAUCGACUUUUACUGGCCAGAGCAUGCAGUAAUAUUUAAAGUCACCCAAACGUACACUAUAGUGUUCACAUAUUCAGUUACCAUCAGUAAACGCAUGUUUAAGUCUUUACUGACCCAGACUAGCACUAGUAAUAGAAAAGUCGCAACUUCAAAUUUAAAAGUUAGUCUAUUACACUAGGUUUAAAUUUAAGCGAUACACUAUUAAUGCAGUAUCGUAGUCCCGUAGGUUUGGGUCCGUCGCUGAACACAUGUCCAAGGUGAGAUCCACACUAAAAUGAAAUCAAAGACGAUUUGCAAACAUAGUGGAGAUAUAUUUAGUAAAGCUUUGAAGCAUACUUUUUAG